AUGCGGAUUUCCUUCGUGUGGCAAUGUACUCAUCUGAACUUCACAGCGAUCGACAAACAGCUCAAGCAGCUUCGUGCCUUUCUCAACGAGUAUCAGCAACACAAGGCGGCACUGGAGAAUGGCCCAGAGCGCGGGCGAGAAACGAAAGGACACUCGCGGGGGGAAUCUGGGUCACCUAAGCGUCACAGGAGCUUUGGGGACGACGACGACGAUGAUUUUGAGAUGGAUGACAUUGACGACGGCAUCAAUGUAAACGAUGACUAUGAAGGAUCGGACGAAGAGCAGGGAUCUGACGAAGGAAGACGACGAAGAGGAAAAGAAGACGUCGAGGAGGAACAGGAUACACAGGACGAGCUAGAAGAGGAGGUUACGGCCGAGGUUCUGCAGGCGAAGAUCGGCGACGCCAAAGAAGCUAUCAAAGUUGGACGCGGACAACUUAAUGACGCUCGCAAGGCACGGAAGGAUGCCAUAGAUGCCCUCAGCAACCUCAAGAAAAAAGAGAUGAAAGCGCAACGUGACAAGAACACAUUUUGUUCUCUGAAGCGUUCAGAGCUUAAUAUGUACAAUGCAAACGCCGCCGCUGAGGAGCAAAACCCAAAUUCUUUCGAUCCGACCAAAAAUCUGCGCAAUUAUGAUGAGAUUGACCUUCCCAUGUUCACCUGUUCAUCACGGGACAAGGUUUGUAUUGAUGGCAUUGGCGAUGUGACUAUUGCAGACCCUGAAACCCUUCGUGAAAAAUGGGAGUCAACACCGCAGGGUGGUCAGGAGAUGUAUGAUGAUAGUGACGGUGGAGACAAUUGGCACAGCUCGCCUGAUCCCCUGAGCACUCUUCACCAUAACUCAUCCCUAAAAGUGGAUGCUCGUGGCGAACCCAUAGGAGUGACUCCCUGGCUUGUGAAAAUUUGCAAGACUUGUUCCGUGAUGGUCUUGAAGAUAAAUGUCAAGUGGGCGCAGCCAAUGGCUGCCGAGGGUGCGGUUCAAUACGUCGACGAGUUUGCAGUGUCCGUGCACUGGGCGACCUAUCGAGCCACAAAUGUAGAGGCCAGUGCAGCCGCAGGACUGAAGGACCACAUACAUGCACAAAGUUCUCUUCCGCAAGGGGAGGCGCGUCUCGCUUUAGGGCGUACCAUGGAGGUCGUAAAGGAAGCGCUCGGAAAGGAGCAGAAGAAAAUAUCCCGUUGCCUCUCGCCUCAUGUUCAAACCGAAGUGGCUGACGGCUACCAUCUCGCCUUGAAAGAACGAGGCAAAGGAAGUGUCACACGACAGAAGGUUGUGUUCCAUAACUGCGUUGAUACGUGUAAGCACGACAUUUUCGAUGGCGGGGCGGAUGUUCUGAUGAGUCGGCUGUCGGCUGCGGUCGAGACCAUCUGGAAGGCUCUUAACGACUUGCGGAAAAGGAAGGCACCCGAGAUGACCCUGGUCAAGUUCGCGCUUGAUUGCAAAUCAUCCGCAUUCCGUCACUCUCUUGUGCAAAGAAUUCUAGUGCUUUCGUUAACGCCAACUAGCACAUCAUUGCUUCUAUUUGUGGAACGAUCAUUGUUAGACUUCAUUAUCUUUGAGCAGGAUGCUACAUAA
Suillus paluster is the source of this 1575-nucleotide messenger RNA. RefSeq lists its product as uncharacterized. The coding region runs from base 1 to 1575 and encodes 524 amino acids. The record is from RefSeq and is a predicted model, not a curated record. The transcript has 14 exons. Lineage: Eukaryota; Fungi; Basidiomycota; Agaricomycetes; Boletales; Suillaceae.